AUGAAUUUGAAUUCAAUCCUUGAAUCAGUAAAUUCUACAGAAGAUGAUGAUGAAAAAUUUUACGAAAAUUUAUAUGAGAUACUUGGUUGCACAUCUUCUUGUACUACAGAACAAAUUUCUACAGAAUAUAAAAAACGUGUAUUAAGUUGUCAUCCUGACAAAGUUAAAGAUG
Messenger RNA from Racocetra persica, 172 nucleotides. The record is from the annotation of a GenBank genome assembly. Lineage: Eukaryota; Fungi; Glomeromycota; Glomeromycetes; Diversisporales; Gigasporaceae.